Clonostachys solani is the source of this 1263-nucleotide messenger RNA. The record is from the annotation of a GenBank genome assembly. NCBI's taxonomy places the organism in Eukaryota, Fungi, Ascomycota, Sordariomycetes, Hypocreales, Bionectriaceae.
AUGAUGAGCGACGAGAGAAGCAACGAGGUGGAUGCGCGGGAUUGGGCGUCGUCAAAGCCACUUGAAUCCCCUUACUCCAGCAGAACAUGCGCCCUGUUCUUUGAAGACGAAGGUCCUAUUUAUGUUCACAGGACGCUGCUUGAUGCGAGCCCCAAGCUCGACCCUAAGAAUGGCCGCCUCGAUUUUGAUAACAUCCCAAUCGAUGUUGGCCACAUUCUUGUUCAUUUUCUUCUGACAAAAAAAUACGAAUACCUUAGACUCAGGCGACAGGCUAAGGAUAAGGACCUGGACGAAUUCAACACUGCUCUCUUGGCUUGUAGAGCCGCCACAACCCUCGAGUUACCCGCACUCUUUCUUCUUGCAAAAGAGCAAUUAGAAGCAGUUGGAAACCAGUUGAAACUGACCUCUAUCGUUCGGGCAAUUGAAGCACUGAGUCCGUCACCCAUCAAUAUCCCGGAGGUGGCAGCAUAUCUCUCAUUGCGCAUUGAGAGGCUCGUCAAGAGUUCUAGCAGCGAUACUAGCCAGAUCCUCGCAGAUGAGCUUGCCGAACCGACAACUGCAAGCGAAAUUAUCUUGAGAUGCAUCCUUAAACUGCAAGUUGCUCCGGGCAUAGUUGAAGUUGAAAGCGCACAAGCUGAGGAUGUGGUAAUCAACGACAUCUGCGACACGGAAGCGGGAGAGAGCGAAGAACCACCGGCUCAAGCAUCAACAACUGUGGAAAGUAGCGGCUUUGCAGCUGUCGGCAUCGACAAGGCAGCGGCUGAAGAGCCACGGGCUGAUGAGGCAUACGUUGAAGAAGCUCUGCUUCAAGCAGCCAUGCCAAUUGAAGAACCCGUACCAACUGAAGAACCGGUACCGAUCGAGGAACCAGUGCCAAUUGAAAGGAGGAUACCAGUUGAGUCACCAGUACCAAUCGAAUCACCAGUACCGAUUGAAUCGCCAGUGCCAAUUGAAUCACCAGUGCCAUUCGAAGGACCGCUACCAAUGGACAGAUCAAUACCAUUCGUAGACCCGAUACCAAUGGACGAACCGGGACCCAUUGAAUCACCAGUACCAAUCGAUGAAGAAUAUGCCAGGCGAUAUUUAUCUCGGGCCACCGAACCAGUCCAAAACGGGUCUAUUCACGUUUCGCCAUGGAACCAUCCAAAACCAUCGAUAAGGAAUAAGAAGAAGGCCAAAAAGCAACGUCUCUCGAAGCCUGUAAUGGGGAUACCUACUGAACCUGCUCCUGAUGACCCUCCAUCUGAUGAGCCUGUCUACUAA